AACAGCCAAGUGCGUUUCUCAAACUUCAGUGACUUUACAUCAAAAUGGAUAGACGUCAAUAUAUAUUAUUACCAAUUUUUUUGAUUCUAGUCUUUAAUUGCGAAGGCAAGAGUUCAAGUACCAGGUCAUUAAUAUCGACCACUAGUCCUGAAAAUUCCAAAGAAUCUGGCAACAAACCACAGGAUUCAGGAUUUAAUAUGCCACAAUUAUUUCGUUUUCUAUCUGAUUUAACUACGAUAUGUAGUAAUAAUAGCAACGAAACGUCAAACAUCAAUGAUAAAGUCAAUGAAACUACCGAUGAGUCUAGUUAUAUAUCGUAUCUUAAUGAUAGACAAACGGAUGAUACAGUGUUACCAAUAUUAUGUCGUCUGCAAAAGUAUUUAAAUGCCGUAUCUCAGAUUAUAAAAUAAAUAAUACAUCUGUGAGAUAAUUUAUUGUAAAAUACAAA
Nylanderia fulva is the source of this 448-nucleotide messenger RNA. NCBI's taxonomy places the organism in Eukaryota, Metazoa, Arthropoda, Insecta, Hymenoptera, Formicidae. The record is from RefSeq and is a predicted model, not a curated record.